UGCGUUCCUUUCAACCUGCGUCACGGAAGUGCAGGUCAAUCCUGGAAAAUUACUCGCGUCACGCUUGCGCAUUACUUAACGCUCUCGUGCAGUGUUUAACGCGUUUGUGCACUUAAGGCGCUUGCGCAUUGUUUUGUUAUAUUUCGGGUAACUGUGGCAGAAUGUUCCGGCAGGAUGUUUCGGUACCACGAUUUCUGUGUGUUGAGACACAAUGACGUGAAGUGACGAUUUGUGUGGACGGUGCGUGAGGACAGCAGGUGUUUUUUAACCUAGGAAGUGGUGAUCAGAAGAGGAAGAUGUUGCCCUAUCAGAUGGCCAUGGACUACGGGGGUUUCCAGCGACAAAGCCCCGUUGGAGUUGGACCGGUCGGUGGUCCUCAUCAAGGGACCGCCGGGGCGCUCAACAUCAACCCCGCUUUCACGCACUCCUGCAUCCUUGAACUGCGGAAAGAGAAAAGCAGAGACGCGGCGAGGUCACGUCGUGGGAAGGAGAACUACGAGUUCUACGAGUUGGCGAAAAUGUUGCCUCUGCCAGCGGCCAUAACCUCCCAGCUGGACAAGGCCUCCAUCAUAAGGCUGACUAUCUCUUACCUCAAACUCCGAGACUUUUCGGGCCACGGAGAUCCCCCGUGGAGCCGGGACGGACCACCUCCCAACAAGUCUGUUAAAGGUGCAAAUCGAGUGAGGUCACCUGCCUCUAUAGCAGUAGACAUAUUCGAACAGCAUCAAGGCACCCACAUACUCCAGUCGCUGGACGGCUUCGCGAUGGCUGUGGCUGCAGAUGGACGGUUCCUCUAUAUUUCGGAAACUGUCUCAAUUUACCUCGGUCUUUCCCAGGUGGAAAUGACGGGAUCGAGCGUUUUCGACUACGUUCAUCGGGAGGACCAUGCAGAGGUUGCUGAGCAACUUGGACUUGGGUUAUCCUCGCCAACGAGUUCUUCAGCUCCUCAUUCCUCUAGUUCCGGCCUAGCUUCCCCCAGCAGUGGUGCAUCCGAAGAACAUGGUUCGUCAUCCACAGCAAAUCCUGACGUUUCAUCUGUGAUGUCGUUAACGUCAAGUGGUCUUUAUAAAGGAUACGACCGAGCAUUUUGCGUGAGGAUGAAGUCCACACUAACAAAAAGAGGAUGUCAUUUUAAGUCUUCCGGCUACCGGGUGGUCUUAUUACUCUGCCGUUUGAGGCCGCAAUUUACAUUCAGCCAUUCCAGAAAGUCUGCCCCACCAUUAAUGGGUAUGGUUGGCUUGGCAAUCGCCCUUCCACCUCCCAGUGUACACGAGAUAAGACUAGAAACGGAUAUGUUUGUAACCAGGAUCAACUUUGACUUUCGGAUAGCACACUGUGAACCAAAAGUAUCAGAGCUUCUGGACUACACAGCAGACGAACUAACAGGAAUGAACCUCUACAAACUCUGCCACGGGGAAGACGCGAAUCGUCUAAGAAGUUCCCACUUUGACUUAAUUAAGAAAGGUCAAGUUCUGACGCAUUAUUACCGGCUGAUGAACAAAAGUGGAGGCUACACCUGGUUGCAAACUUGUGCGACAGUGGUCUGCAAUUCGAAAAACGCAGAAGAGCAAAACAUAAUUUGCGUCAACUAUGUCAUCAGUGGCCGUGAAUACGAGAACCUAAUUAUGGACUGCUGCCAGCUUGAAAGUGGUGUCACGGGUGUUAAGCGAGAGGACGCUGCCGGUAAUGACCCUGAGAAUGGUUCACCGGAUGCUGACAGAGGAGAAGGUCGAAGUAGUGGAGGUCCAGCAACGAACCAGCAUCCUGAACACUCUCACCAUUCUCCCCCCGAAGACAAGGAAGACACCCGGGGCUCAGAAGGUGAAACUCGAGGAGGAAGAAAUCACGACAACAUGGCUCAACUUCAACAACAGGAACCCCAGGCAGCCACGAAUAUCGGCUCCCUGGCUGUCAAAAUGCGAGCCAGUAAGCGGAAAUUGGUCCAGGAAGAGGAGAGCAGUUCCGGAGAAGAGGACGAGGAAGACGAGUCUGUGCCGAAGACUCCAAAUGGAAGAAGUCACGCUCUGAGUCCAGCCUCUUCAAAUCACUCGCUUCCAACAACCGAGCAGCAACAACUGAGUGCUCCGAGUCCCAAGACCCGGAGGACGGAAAUCCGACCCGAACCUCCGGAAAAUCCUCCAGGAGUGAGUGCUUCUGUCAAGGACAUAGAGCAGGCGAUGUCCAAACAUCUUCCUGGAGCUUCUUUGAGCAAGCCGGACUCGCCGGCGAUUCAUCAACCCACGGAUUUUAGCACUGAUGCCUUGCUGAAACAGCAACAGCAGAGGAGCACUAUCCAGUGGAUUGGGGCUCAUCAUCAUCUGGGACAUCCGAGUCCCCAGCAACCUACCACUCCGUCUCUUCCGGCUUCUGCUCUUCUCAGGCAUCUCUAUGCGACGAAUAGAGAAAGUGUUAUUCGUGCCAAUGUUCAGGGCAUCACCUCAAGUGGAACACGAGCACCAUCCUCAGGAGGAGGUUACUACACCGAAAAUGGGCAAAACGGACCUUUGCCAACACCCCCAGGAUCCGAAGGGUCUUCAACCUACGGAGAACACCAAUUCGUUCUCGCAGCUCACAAUCAAAAAGGCCCCGGCACGAGUAACUCUGACGCCUUUACGAGUCUCGUUUCCUCCUACUCAUCAGCAGGUGGUUAUGCUGUUGAUUAUCAUUCCGCGAUGACUCCACCCUCCUCAGUCUCACCUCGAGACAAACAACAGCAACAGCAGCAACAGCAACAAUUACAUUCUGCUAGUGUCGUGAGCAGCUACGAAUCCGCGAUCUACGGGGACCCGGUUCUCCGGCAUCAGUACGAACCUGCACAACCCCUUCCUCUAAAACCUCAAGUUUAUUCUGCAGCUGUUCAUCCUAGCGCCCUGGAUGCCGCCGCAGCCUACGCUUCUGCAAGCCUCGGCGAACAACCCCAAUUUUAUCACCAUCCAGCUGGUCCCGGGUUUCAUUUGUACCAUCCGACGAACAAGACUGCGGCGAAUAGCUGGUACAGCUCUGCCUCUUAGUAGCUUCCUCCAAGAACGGCUCGUACUUAAUCAUUUAAUUAAGUGACGCAAUCGGACAGUGCCCAUUUGAUCUCGGGCCCCUCACGCAAUCGUGGAAAUCGGUCCCUCGCGCAACUAAGGAAUUGGUCCCUCGCGCAACUAAGGCAUUGGUCCCUCGCGCGACCCCCUCACUCUUACUGUACGUAAU
This is a messenger RNA of Belonocnema kinseyi, 3198 nucleotides long. Its product is annotated as protein trachealess. Gene Ontology annotation, molecular function: RNA polymerase II transcription regulatory region sequence-specific DNA binding; DNA-binding transcription factor activity, RNA polymerase II-specific; protein dimerization activity. Lineage: Eukaryota; Metazoa; Arthropoda; Insecta; Hymenoptera; Cynipidae. The record is from RefSeq and is a predicted model, not a curated record. The transcript has 12 exons. Bases 297 to 3011 code for a protein of 904 amino acids. Gene Ontology annotation, biological process: regulation of transcription by RNA polymerase II.